This is a messenger RNA of Struthio camelus australis, 2003 nucleotides long. NCBI's taxonomy places the organism in Eukaryota, Metazoa, Chordata, Aves, Struthioniformes, Struthionidae. The record is from RefSeq and is a predicted model, not a curated record.
GUAGGGGCCCCCUGCCCCUUCAAUACCUGUGCUGCCAGGCAGGGGCAGGCUGGGGGUCCCAGAGCGGAGGGAACUGGUGGGUCUGUCCCGAGAGGCAGCUGGAGGGGAUUGGCCCCUGCAUGCAGAUGCCAGUGCAGCCUUGCCUCCUGCAGCGUUCACCUCUUCACCCCUCUCUCCCCUCAGAGCCCCUGUCUCCCUCCAGCACCGGGCUGCGGUUCCAGUUCAGCCGUACGCAGGACCAGGACAUUCACAUCCUGCAGGCACAGCUCUGGCUCUAUCUUCGAGUUCCCCAAGACCUGGUAGCCAACCUCACCCUGAGCAUCUUUCUUGCUGGUGGGGAGGGCGACUUGGCCAGGGGCAAUCGCACGCUGCUGAGCGAGAGGUGGCUGAGCGCCAAGGGCAGUGGCUGGCAUGCCUUCUCCCUCCUGCCUGCCCUGCAGAGUUUCUUUUGGGGAGAGCACAGGACCUUGCGGUUGGAGCUGGAAAGCCUUGGGGACAAGGGCAAUAGUGUGGCCGUGGUCAAUGCCAGCCGGUCCCACCAGCCCUUCCUCGUGGCCGAGGCAAAGGUGAGGGAGCCGGGACACCGCGUGGCCAAGCGCAGCCUCCGCUGCAGCCAGAACUCCAAUCUCUGCUGCCGCAAGGACUACUACGUGGAUUUCCGUGACAUUGGCUGGAAUGACUGGAUCAUUAAGCCUGAGGGCUACCAGAUAAACUACUGUGUGGGCCAGUGCCCUCUGCACGUGGCAGGCAGCCCUGGGAUGGCCUCUUCCUUCCAUACAGCUGUCUUCAACCUCGUCAAAGCCAACAACAUCCAAGCGUCAGGGCACUCUUGCUGCGUGCCCACACGGCGCCGGCCGCUCUCUGUCCUCUACUUUGAUCGCAACAGCAAUAUUGUCAAGACUGACAUCCCCGACAUGAUUGUUGAUGCCUGUGGCUGUAGCUAGGGGUGGGGGAGCAGUGUUGGGACACCCUGCCUCCUCCAGGACUGGCUCUCUGGGCAUUGGGGGCAGGGGGAAAUGUCUCCCUUGAGCUGGAGUCAGACUGUGGUGUGAUGGGCCCACUUGGGAAGCUGGGGGGGAGGGGUGUCUCAGUUUGGGGAGCAGGGGUUGUGUGCAGAGAGCAUCCCAGGGAAGGGGGCCACAGGGACACAUGGGCCAGAGCAAGGCCAUGUUGCACUGCCUAGGUCUGAGCUGUGGGUGGUCAGUAGCUCUGGACUUCUCUGCCCCAAUGGCAGCGUUUCUGGGGUGCGGAGCUGAUCCCACGCUUCUGGGGGAUGGGGUCCCCUCUAUGCAUGAACCAGAGCUGAGGGUCCCCUGCCUGAUUCAUGUUCAGGCUGUCCAGUGGCAGCUUGGGACCCAGCCUCCCUGAGAGCAGAGCAGGCUGAGGCAGAGGAUUUAUUUCCUCAAAGCAGGAAAACUUGGGGGGGGGGGCAGUCCUGCUUUUCUUUCCCCACUGCAACAAGUUGUCUUGCAUCAAAUUUGGGCUGUUGUGGGGGAUGGAUGGAGUGGGGCACAAAUAUCAGAUCUGAAAGAUGAUGGUGAAGAGGAGACUCUGUCAGGGGCCCCAAAAACACAGUGACUAGACCCAGUCCUCUGCUCCCAGGAGGACACAAAGCUGUGAAGGAUGGUCUCACUUCUUGGCUGAGUUCCCUCCUAUGUCCCCUUGCAUUCCCUGGGAUUUUUGCUCUUUCCUGCCCCCAGGUCUCUUCCAGCCCAGUGCCUCCUUACAAGGAGGCUGGAGUCAGACUUUGCCUUUAAGGCCAUGCUAAAGGUGCAGUUUUAUUUGCAACUUUAGUUUUGCAAGUACUACUAUUUUAUUGUGGAGGUUUUUGCAGUUGUUGGGACUCCCUGGUGCUCCAUCCUGUCUACCCACCUCUCUACUGAAGAGCCCACUCUGCCUUUGCCUUCCUGGUACUCCUGAAUGCAAUGCGCCUGCAUGGACUGUGCUUUUAACUUAUUUUAAUACUUUGGUGCAGCUUCCCCAAUAAACGGGUGGAAACAACA